UGGGAAACACAACCCAAGCGGAGAGAGACGGUGGAAGACGCGUGGUAACGUCCUCGGCUCUUCGGUGCCCAAAUAUCUGGCAGCCAAGUGAGAGGUUCGUAAACGUCGCAGGUCCUGGACGAUACCAACUGCGCGGAUUAAAGCGGGGGGGGGUGCGAAGGGAGAAAACCCGGCGUUUCUAACACGCGUCCAGGGGGAAUACCUGCUUUAUUUCUGCUUCUCUUUUUCUUUUUCUUUUUUACUCGUCGCUCACGAGAGGGUCGGAGGCUCCGGGCUGCGCUGACUCGGCGAGUCAUAUUUGGGGUGUCCCCUCCCCUCCAGCUCCGGGAAGCGCUCCCUCCUCAGUUUGAGGCUUCCUUACCCCGUCCGCGGCCGUUCCCCGCGACUCCGGGACCUCCCGUCGGACGUGCGCUAGCGGAGCAGAAGAUGCGCGUGUAGGAAAGCGGGCGCAGCGCGACCAUUGGAGGCGCGCGGCUGUGUUGCUGUGGCGCGGGCUCGUCUCGCGGCUUGAUACACGCCCUGCCCGCCCCUCCCUCGGACGUGUGGUGCCUGCCAUGCCGGGGCGAGACUGACGGGCCAUGGAUCCCGAGGAGCUCGAGCUGCAGAAUGACUCCCGCUAUCGUAAUUACGGACUCGUCAUCGAGAAGGCGCUGCGGAACUUCGAGUCCUCCAGCGAGUGGGCCGACCUCAUCUCCUCCCUGGGCAAGCUCAAUAAGGCGCUGCAGAGUAACCUGCGCUACUCCCUCCUGCCCAAGAGGCUGAUCAUAGGGAAGCGUCUGGCCCAGUGCCUGCACCCGGCCCUGCCCAGCGGCGUGCACCUGAAGGCCCUGGAGACCUACGAGGUCAUCUUCAAAAUCAUUGGAACAAAAUGGCUGGCGAAGGAUCUCUUCAUUUACAGCUCAGGAUUGUUCCCGCUGCUCGGCCAUGCGGCCAUGGCAGUCAAGCCGGCCCUGUUAACUCUGUAUGAGCGCUACUACCUCCCCCUGCAGAGGGCCUUGCUGCCAAGUCUCCAGGCCUUUGUCACAGGACUCCUGCCGGGUCUGGAGGAGGGGCUAGAGGUCUACGACAGGACUGAUGCAUUGUUGCUGAGGCUGUCUCUGCUGGUAGGCCAGCAGGUUUUCUAUGGUGCCCUGUGGGGCAGCAUGCUGGUCAGUCCCCAGGUGCGACUGCCGGCCUCGCUCUUCAUAGUCACACACUUUGACCGCAUGGCGCCCCCGCGCCAGCAAACCCACAUGCUUGGCUACAACCACGACAUGGCGAUAAAGGCAGUGUGUCUGUCUCUGCAAGACUCCAAUGUCCUGGUGCAAAGGAACAUGCUCGAGAUCCUCCUUUACUUUUUCCCCUUUGCUGCUUGUCUGGACCCGGAGGAGGCCAGCAUCCCUCUGAGUGGCGAGGAGAUAGUCACAGUGGUGUCCGCCGCCUCGCUCACCCUGCUCCGCCGAGACAUGUCCCUCAACAGGCGUCUGUACGCCUGGCUUCUAGGUACAGACACAAAGGGGGAAAUGGUGGCCCCACACACUUCCUUAUCUUCCACAGCUGAGGAACACGCAGCCUUCUACUUCAACACCUACUCCAGAGACCUCCUUGUUAAGGCUGUGAUCAACAUCCUGCAGCAAAAAGACGUCGAGAGCGACCCAGAAAAUGUGAUCGGCUACCUCAAGCCCUUCCGCAUCAUCAUCAGUCUGCUGGAUAAACCGGAGAUAGGUCCGGCGGUUCUGAGCUGUGUGCUGCUGGAGGUGGUCCGGGCCUUCCACUGCUACUGCUGCGAGAUGGUCGGAGAGGAAACCGUCUCCAACUCGGCACUCACAGGCAAAGAGAUAGCCAGUAAAAUAAAAGAGAACAAGAACGCGUCGGAGAUCAUAAAGACGGUGAACAUGCUGGUGAGCUCCAUGGACAGCGAGUACCUGUGGGACUACAUGACCCAACGCUUCUGCUCCUCUCUCAGUAGUGAUCCAGAUGACCAACCAGUCCCUCCCCAGCAGGACUGCGGCCAUCCUGCCCCCUCGGUCACAGAGAUGUCCACCCUCAUCAUGUUCCUGCUAGAUGUUAUUCCUCUGGAGCUCCAUGCGGACAUCCAGUCCCAGUUCCUUCCUGAUAUGCUGAGCUGUAUGCUGCGGGCCCUGCGCCUCCACAUGGCCACGAUGGAGCUGGCAGAGCUCACACAGGGCCUGCGUGCCUGCUUCAAAAUCCUGAGUAAGAUCCAAAUGCCCGUGGCCUAUAUGGACAUGGAGUCGGGCUCACCCACGCAAGAGACGGAGUCACAGGCGACCCAGGAGGAGACGGCCAAACAAGACCAGGAUGCGGGACUGGAGGGGGAGGAAGGCGGCGAUGUCGUGCAGGUUAACAGUCACAGUGAAGAUGAUGAGGUGAACCGGGAUUUGGAGCGAGAGGCGGAGCCUGCGGAGGGCAUUUUCCCGCCGCUCCGGUCUGAAGACAGCGGAUUAGGCGUCAGCGCCUCACCGUCGGAGCAGCACCUCAUCCCAGGCGUGGGAAUGGGCUCAGAGGCCACGAGGAUAUGCAGGGAAAACGAAGGGGUGUGGAGGAAGGGAGGGAGCGUGGACACCAUGACCCAGUAUCUGUUCGACAUCAUGGCUUUCAUCACCAUGAGAUACCUGCUGGUCCAGGUGGAGGACGUCAAGAAACCAGAAGAGAAGCCACAGCCCAACCUAACUGCUGCUGUUCUGGAUCAGAAGCUUCCAUUUGCAAGCCUUGGGGGCCGCGAGAUUAAAGAUAAACUGGCGGAGCUGUUCACGCCGAACAAACUUAAAACUCGCCCAGUAUCUGAUCCCCAGCCCUCAGCGAUCCCAAUAGAGAGGAAGAAGGAACGGAGGCGUGUGGGAUAUCUGGACUGGGCAGCUGGCUACAUGCCCCGGGGCAGGGCAGAAAUCUCGGAGGCCUGCCGACAGGCCUUCACGGCCACCUGCCAUCUGCUGCUGGAGUGCACCACCUUCCCUGUCUACCUGAGUGAAGAGGAGAGUCUGGCUCUAUACAAUGUCAUGUUCAACCAUACAGGGAGUGACAUGGACAGUCUGCCAGUGUGGCUGAGGUCCUUGAUGACCCUCUGCUGCCUGUCCAGGGACUACAGUGUCCAACACACUGCGGUGGCCUCUCUGCUUGAGCUCAUCAACCACUCCCAGUCCCUGGCACUGGUCAUCCAGGACAAACACAAACGCUACCAGACCUUGGACUCCAACCCCCUGAGCGGGCAACUGCAGAUGGUCACUGUGCCACCCAUCUACCCUGCCAUACUCGGUGCUAUUGAGGAUGGAACGGAUUUCUACCAGCGGGUGUCCCAGGUGCUGUGGAACCAGCUGGACACCGAGCGGAGAGAGCAGCACAUCUCCUGUGUCGAACUCUUCUAUCGGCUCCACUGUCUGGCUCCCUCGGCCGCCAUCUGUGAGGACAUCAUCUGCCAGGCGUUGCUGCACAAGGAAAAGGCUGUGAGGCUGGAGGCGCUACACCGCUUCUCGGUUCUGUGGCACCUUACCCGGGAGAUCCAGACCAACCGGACCAUGUCCCUCAACCGCUGCUUUGACCGGUCCUUGUGCAUUGUGGUCGACAGUCUGAGCAGCUCCGACGGCUCAAUGAGCGCAGCCGCUCAGUGCUGGCUGGUCAGGGCUCUGUCCCUCGGCGACGUGGUCCGCAUCCUGGAGCCCAUCCUGCUGCUGCUGCUGCACCCCUCCACACAGCGCUGCUCCAUUCAGAGCAUCAAACACAACCUCACCGCCGGUAACCUGAAGGCUCUAAGCAGUAGGAGUUCCAUCAAGAAUUCUGGGAAUUCUGCGGAUGCCACGGCAGCGGGGGACGCCAUUUUGAAUCACGUGAACCUCGUGGACCGGGAGCGCCUGUGGGCCGAGUUGGAGAGUAACCCAGAGUUGACGAAAGCGGCUGAUACUUUAAUGGCAUUCAGGAGCGAGAGUGAAGCUACAGAAGAGGAGGACAUGGGGGAGGAAGGAGAGGGGGAGGAGGAGGAGGAGGUAGAUAGUGAAAACACAGAGUCAGCCGACACCAGCGGAACCCAGCCGUCUACAGAGAACUCCAGCUCCGGCUCCACCCUCUAUCACGCCAGUGUAGAGGAAGGGGGUGUGGUCAAUGGCCUGCGGAGGGCAGAAUCGGAGCACACGCAGGCGUCCGACUCCUUGUCAAGUGAGGAUGAGGAUGAUCUUGAGCUGGAAGCCAUGGCCAGGUCUCGGCUGUUGAAACAGGAGCGGGAGAAAAGGGAGGCAAUUGACUCUCUGUUCCGCCAUGUGCUGCUGUAUCCCGUGACUGGCGGCUGGCGACGUCUUCUUCAGGGCCUCGCCCUGCUGGACAGUCUGCUGAGGAGCAGUGCUCAGCGGCCUCUGGUGGAUGCCCUCUCCAACACCUCGCUAGACACUAGCUCUGCUGCCCAUCUAAACCUUGUUUCCAAUCUCCUACAGCGCCACCAACAGGCCCAGGACGGCACGGGCUUCUAUGGCCGCCUGCUCUCCCCUGCUUCCUCCCCAUCCGUGCCCCCAUCCCUGCUUAUCGAGCUGCUGGUCUCCCUGUGUCUACGAUUCCUACGGUCUCAUUACCCAUCCUACCUGAGCCUGGCUCCGUAUGACCUCCAGGGUAACAGGGAGGUGCAGGUCAAGAGUGUGGAGGUGCUGACCCACAUUAUGAAUCAACUAGUCCAUAUGGCACGUAGACAGGAAGGUAAUGGGUCCAGUAUGGAGCCCAUCCGCAGACUCCUCUCUGACUGUAAAGUGCAGCAGUACACCCUGCUGACCCUCUCCGCCUCCAUGUACAUCAGCCAAAGGGGGGCGGACAAGGCGGCCCCCAGGAGUCUGGAGCUGCUGGAUGAACAUGGCGGCCUGUCGGAGGAGAAUCUGGUGAACCUGGGAGCCGGAGGAGGGCAGGAACAGUUCCCUUUACAAAUGGAGCUCCUCAAACUCCUCCAGGUUCUCAUAGUCCUGGAGUACAACGUAUGGCCCAACGGGGCCGUCUCAGCGGCAAGAUCAGGGGGUGCAUCCGGACGCCCCGAGGAGAUUCGCGACCCGCCUACGGCCACCACGCCUCUGGCCCGGGAGUGGCAGACGGCGGUGCUGUUCCAGCAGUCCAUCAAGGCGUCCCAGUAUGUCCAGAGCCACCCCAUCACCGCUCAGGGGAUGUUUGUCUCUGCGGCAGCCCGGGCUCUCCAGCCGCAGUACGGCUACGCCAUGCACCCCCACUGGGUCUCGCUGCUCUGCUCCUCGCUGCCCUACCUGGGCCGCUCACUCGGCAUCAUUGUGGCGCCGCUCCUCUCUCAGAUCUGUGACAACUUGAACGAACUGGUCAAAGUGUAUGAACAUGACGGAGGGAAGGCUAUUCAGAGCCUAAGUGGCAGGAAAGAGAACAUCGCCCCGGAUUACCCUCUGACUUUACUUGAAGGCCUGACCGACAUCACACAUCACUGCCUACUGGAAAACAAGAGAUCGCUGGUGGCGUGUGAUCCUGCGGACAUUCGCAACGCGAGCAACGCUGUCAUCGAGCAGCUGCCGCACAUGUUCAGCAGCAUGGCGCUGCUGUGGGGCGUGGUGCGGAGAGAGGAGUCUCAGAAAAGGAGCCCCGACUCGGCUCAGGGCGGCAAGCACACCUCCACCUCCGUCUACUUCAAAAGCACCAAGAUCCUGCGACAAAGGAUACUGGAGUUCCUGAUCCCCCUGACCGGGCAGUACGGGGUUCAGCUCAUGGCCUCGCUUGGCGUUGUGUGGAGCAGCAGGAAGAAUAAGAGGAGACACAAAAACAAAGUUUUGCCUGUGGCCAGUGACUCUCGCCUGACCAUAGUGGACCUGGUUAAAUCAUUGCACACGCUGCACACAGACACUAUAUUACACCUGGUCAAAGAGGUGGUGAAGAAACCGCAUCAGAUUAAAGGAGACCAGAAAUCCACCCUGGUAGACAUUCCCAUGUUACAGUUCAGCUACGCCUACAUCCAGAGUCUUUCCGAUCAGACCUUGCAGGAGAACGUGGCUCCUCUGCUCAGUCUCCUGCGAGAUUCCGUCCAGCUCAACCUGGCUCCUCCUGGGUAUUUCCUACUGCUGGGAAUCCUCAAUGACUUCGUCAAUCGUCUCCCAAACCUUGACAACAAGAAGGACACGCGAGAUUUGCAGGAGGUGACCCAGCGGAUCCUGGAGGCUGUGGGCGGGGUCGCCGGGUCGUCUUUGGAGCAGACCAGCUGGCUUAGUCGCAACCUAGAGGUCAAAGUUCAGCCGCAGGUGUGCCCCGAAGCAGAGGAACCAGAUGACGCAGAUGCUGAUGGCGAGCUUUAUGACUCGGUGGCCCAGGCCAGCACCAUGGUCUCCUCCUCAGCCCCUUCCGUGUACAGCGUGCAGGCCCUAGCCCUGCUGGCUGAGAUUCUGGCUCCGCUCCUGGACAUGGUGUAUCGCAGUGAUGAGAAGGAGAAAGCGGUUCCUCUCAUCUCUCGGCUCAUGUAUUAUGUUUUCCCUUACCUGAAGAACCACAGUGCCUACAACAUGCCGAGCUUUGGCGCUGGAGCUCAGCUCUUAAGCAGCCUGAGUGGGUACGCCUACACAAAAAGGGCUUGGAGGAAAGAGGCCUUUGAGCUGUUCAUGGACCCUCUCUUCUUCACCAUGGAUGACUCCUGUGCACCCCACUGGAGAUCCAUCAUUGACCACCUGCUGACCCAUGAGAAGACCAUGUUUAAAGACAUCAUGAGUAUGCAGAGCAGCUCGCUGAAACUGUUCACUAGUGCGGAGCAGAAGCCCAUGCUGCUAAAACGCCAGGCCUUCGCCAUGUUCAGCGGUGAACUUGACCAGUACCAUCUCUAUCUGCCCCUCAUCCAAGAGCGUCUGACUGAGGCCUUGCGAGUGAACCAGACCCCAGCUGUUUUUGCUCAGAUUUUCCUGAUGUUUCGGGUUUUAUUGCUGCGAAUCUCACCCCAGCACCUCACCUCGCUUUGGCCCAUCAUGGUGACAGAACUGAUCCGCAUAUUUACACGUCUGGAGAAAGCCCUGCAUGAAGACAAGGAGGUCUCGAAGCUGGCUAAGGUGGUGCGUGGAGCCCUCGACAGGAACGGCCCGGUUAACUUCCCGCAGUCAGAGCUGGACAUGUACCUGUCUGCCUGCAAGUUCCUGGACACCUCCCUGGCCUUCCCUCCAGACAGGAUGCCCCUUUUUCAGAUGUACCGCUGGGCAUUUGUUCCCGAGGUAGACGUGGACCGCUACAGUGGCCCAGAGAAUGCUCUUCUAGAAGGGGAGCAGGAAUGCAAACCCCACGUUGUCAGAGUGCUGGAGGGAAUACAGCAGCGAUACAGGGCUCUGAACGGGCUAAAUGAGGAGUCGUCUACAGAGCACUUGGAGUUCCCCCUUCUCACCCAGCACUCCCUGUCCUCCAUUACCCAACUCGUGCCCUUCCUCCGCACCCUUUGCUGCUCCUUCCGGGGACCUCCGCUCCAAAGUCCCUCAAUGAGCCACCCAGUGGCCCACCUCCCGGUUGCAGACUACCCGGCAGCCAGCGCUGACAAAGUCCUGAGGAGGCUGGAGCGCUUCAUCGAGGAGGAGUUCCUCGACUCCAUGGAGAGUUAAAAGUGUAAAGAGAGGAAAAAAUGCACAGUUUUCUGAACUUUACUAAGCCGCCUUCUCCAACUUCGAACCCUUGGGGGAAAUAUACUGUAGCCAUAUUAAAGGCGUCACCUAGGAUGGGCAUAACCACUGUAAAUACUGAAUGGAAGGAAGAAAAAGCGGAAAUGUUUUGGAGUGCUGUUUUAACGUCUUAACUUGUCCAGUAUCUACACUAAUACGUUCUACUUCUGGUGUACUUUCACAUUGAAUCUGCACCGGAAACCCCCGCUGGGUGUGUGCAGUAGUUAUUUGCAAUGGGAUUUGGGGAUAUCAGGAAUUUUUAGGGAGGUAUUGAGUGUAUGUGCUUAUUAUUCCUUCCUUCCUUCCCGGUUUAGUAGCAUGGCCGUAACGUGUUCUUCACUUUUUGGGGGGGUUUAUUCUUAUUUCCUUUACUGGGUUUACAUUUAAUCUUUUUUUUUUCUUUCACUGAGGGUAAAAAAAAAGGCUGUUUGAAGACAAGUAAUUGGUCAUUUAGCCAAAAAAAAAAUUUUUUUUUUAAAUCAAACUGUCUACCACAUUAUAAUAAUGAUAGUAGUAGUUCAGAUGCAGUGUUAAGAGCAACGCUGGAUCUUCAUAAUGAAAAGUCUUACUCGUCUCGCCGUCGCUUUCCGAAACGUCCUGUUGAACAACGCUCAGCCCUGGUAGCGUGCAGUCUGUCUGUCUGUCUGACUUCUAGAAUGUAACACAGGACCUCGUGUUGACAGGACGCCGUCGAAUGUGAAUUUCCUUCUUGGUCGUUAUUUGUAGGACACCAGACCUCCCGAGUCCCUUUCGUGAAGAUGGACGUUGGUGGUGUCUGAUGCCCAGGUUACUGAAUGUUAUGUAUACGGGAACACUGUUUUGAAUUUCCUCAGAUACCUAAGAUGCAUGCCUGCCAUUUUUCUUUGGUGUUUUAUUCAAGGGAACUCUUCAAGUUUUUAUUUAUUUGUGGAUAGCUUUUACAACUUGCCGUAGUUUUAUUUCUCUUGUCCCUGACUGCCGGGGUAAUUUAUUUCAAAUGCUAAUGAACAUGUCAUGUUUUGGAUUAACAAAGGUGCGUAAAUAAAAUGAGCUGAUA
This is a messenger RNA of Lampris incognitus (smalleye Pacific opah), 8637 nucleotides long. It is a transcript of the gene dop1b, whose product is annotated as DOP1 leucine zipper like protein B. Gene Ontology annotation, cellular component: trans-Golgi network; endosome. The record is from RefSeq and is a predicted model, not a curated record. The coding region runs from base 579 to 7544 and encodes 2321 amino acids. The transcript has 38 exons. Gene Ontology annotation, biological process: Golgi to endosome transport. NCBI's taxonomy places the organism in Eukaryota, Metazoa, Chordata, Actinopteri, Lampriformes, Lampridae.